Molecule: messenger RNA, 4783 nt
Organism: Meriones unguiculatus (Mongolian gerbil)
Lineage: Eukaryota; Metazoa; Chordata; Mammalia; Rodentia; Muridae
Gene: Fbxo10
Product: F-box protein 10
Exons: 12
Coding region: 277-3135 (952 amino acids)
Biological process (GO): regulation of apoptotic process; ubiquitin-dependent protein catabolic process; protein ubiquitination
Molecular function (GO): protein binding
Source: RefSeq, a predicted model, not a curated record
CUCCGGGGGCGGGGCCGGCGGCGAGCUCGGUCCCUCUGGCUGCGCGCCGCAGUCCUCGGCAGCCCUGCGGCUUCCAGGGCGUCGCGGCCGCAGCCCCGCAGCGCCGCUCCCCGAGAUGCUGAGAAAAAAGAAGCUCAAAAUGUGAAGAGGAAAUGGAAGGAAUUUGAUUUAGGAAAACAUCACAGGGAGGAAAUGAGCCCAUUUGCUGUGUGUCAAGCUCACUGUUAACGGCUUCCCAGGCACCUUUCACCCACCUGACACAUCCCGAAGGUGAACAUGGAAACGGGUGGCCUGCCCCUGGAGCUGUGGCGUGUGAUCUUAGCCUACCUGCACCUGCCUGACCUGGGCCGCUGCAGCCUGGUUUGCAGGGCCUGGUACGAGCUGAUUCUCAGCCUCGACAGUACCCGCUGGAGGCAGCUGUGCCUAGGCUGCACCGAGUGCCGCCACCCCAACUGGCCCAACCAGCCAGAUGUGGAGCCGGAGUCCUGGAGAGAGGCCUUUAAGCAGCACUACCUGGCCUCCAAGACCUGGACCAAGAACGCGCUGGACUUGGAGUCCUCCAUCUGCUUCUCUCUGUUCCGCAGGAAGAGGGAGCGGCGCACUUUGAGUGUUGGGCCAGGCCGUGAGUUUGACAGCUUGGGCAGUGCCUUAGCCAUGGCCAGCCUCUAUGAUCGAAUCGUGCUGUUCCCAGGGGUGUAUGAGGAGCAAGGUGAAAUCAUCCUGAAGGUGCCAGUGGAGAUUGUGGGCCAAGGGAAGUUGGGCGAGGUGGCCCUGCUUGCCAGCAUUGACCAGCACUGCUCAACCACGCGUGUGUGCAAUAUCGUCUUCAUGCCGGCCUGGUUCUCGCCGAUCAUGUAUAAGACCACAUCAGGUCACAUCCAAUUUGACAACUGCAACUUUGAGAAUGGCCACAUCCAGGUCCACGGCCCAGGCACCUGCCAAGUGAAAUUUUGUACCUUCAAAAACACCCAUGUCUUUUUGCACAAUGUGCCCUUAUGUAUGUUGGAAAACUGUGAAUUUGUGGGCAGCGAAAACAACUCGGUGACUGUUGAGGGCCACCCGUCGGCAGAUAAGAACUGGGCCUACAAGUACCUCCUGGGCCUUAUCAAGUCCUCUCCCAUCUUGCUCCCUGCAGAAGACCAUGACUUUUUAAUGUCCUUGGACUUAGAGAGCCGGGACCAGGCCUGGAGCCCAAGGACCUGUGACAUUGUCAUUGAAGGCAGCCAGAGUCCUACAAGCCCAGUCUGUAGCUCUCCAAAGCCAGGCUCCAAGGAGGCAGAGGUGGGCAGCGAUGGGGAGAGAGUGGCCCAGACUCCAGACAGCAGCGAUGGUGGCCUGAGCCCCAGCGGCGAGGAGGAGGAUGACGAACAGCUCACAUACAGGCUGUCCUACCAGGUUCAGGGCCCACGCCCUGUCCUGGGCGGCUCCUUUCUGGGCCCGCCACUACCGGGAGCAUCCAUCCAGCUGCCCAGCUGUCUGGUGCUGAACUCGCUGCACCAGGAGCUGCAGAAAGACAAGGAAGCCAUGGCGCUAGCCAGCUCUGUGCAGGGCUGCCUCAUCCGCAAGUGCCUCUUCCGGGAUGGGAAGGGUGGCGUCUUCGUCUGCUCCUACGGCCGAGCCAAGAUGGAAAGAAACAUCUUCCGGAACCUAACUUACGCAGUGCGGUGUAUACACAACAGCAAGAUCGUCAUGCUCAGGAAUGACAUUUACCGCUGCCGGGCAUCAGGCAUCUUUCUUCGGUUGGAGGGUGGCGGCUUGAUUGCUGGCAACAACAUUUACCACAACGCGGAGGCUGGUGUGGACAUUCGGAAGAAAUCGAAUCCACUCAUCCUGUGUAACCAGAUCCAUCAUGGUCUUCGCUCUGGCAUCGUUGUCCUUGGCAAUGGGAAAGGCGUCAUCAGGAACAACCAAAUCUUUUCAAAUAAGGAGGCUGGCAUUUAUAUCCUGUACCAUGGAAAUCCAAUUGUGAGUGGAAACCACAUCUUCAAGGGGCGUGCAGCUGGCAUAGCAGUGAAUGAGAAUGGCAAAGGUCUCAUCACAGAAAACGUCAUCCGUGAGAAUCAGUGGGGAGGGGUCGACAUCCGCCGCGGAGGCGUCCCAGUCCUCAGGAGCAACCUCAUCUGCUUUGGCUACUCGGAUGGUGUAGUCGUGGGUGAUGAAGGCAGAGGGCUGAUAGAGGGGAACACCAUCUAUGCUAACAAGGGCUGUGGUGUGUGGAUGAUGUCCUCUAGCCUGCCCCAUGUCACCAGCAAUCAUGUGAGCUACAAUGGCCUGUAUGGAGUGGCAGUGUUCAGCCAGAAAGAUGGCUCUGGCGAGUUCCCUGGAGGCCACGGGGCACAGGAGAACUUCAGUGAGGAUGGGGAUGCCAUCCUCUGGGAGACAGAGCUGGAGAAGGAGGAUGACCCUCUGCGCCGGCCGAUCACCAUAGCUCUAGUGGAGUCCAACAGUAUUAAUCACAACGGAGCAUCAGGACUCUUUGUCCAGAGCAGCGAGGCGCUGCAAGUCAUCACCAAUGUAAUCCAUGCCAACGGGGACAGAGGCAUCACCAUCGUUCAGAGCAGCCAGCUCACACGGGUGGCCAACAACAGCAUCUCCUGCAACCGCCAGAGUGGGGUCAAGGUGGAAGCCCAGUGCAAGGUGGAGCUCCGGGGCAAUGGCAUCUAUGACAAUAGGGGCCACGGCAUCAUCACCAGGGGUGACAGCACCGCGGUUGUGGAAAAUGACAUCAUUGGCAACCGCGGCAGUGGACUGCAGUUGCUGCCCAGGUCCGACACUAAAGUACUAAAGAACCGGAUCCACUCCUUCCGGGCCUACGGCAUUGCCGUGCGAGGCCGCGCCAAGGCCCUGGUACAGGAGAACAUCAUCUUCCAAGGCAAGACCAACAAGACCAUCUUCCAGCAGAUCACAAACAACCGGGAAUGCGUCAUGCAGAACAACAAGUUCCUGGUCUUCAAGAAGAAGUCUGAUACCUGGCGCCUGGUGAACCCACCAGCACGACCCCACCUUGAAAACUCACACAGGGGCUCCUCUGCAGCCCACAGUGGGCACAAGAUGACAGCCAUGGCGACCAGGAUAACAGCUCGUGUGGAAGGUGGUUACCAUAGCAACCGCAGCAUCUUCUGUACCAUCCUGUAAGCAAGAAGCCUGCUUCAGGUCCAGGCCCCAGUGAGUGCUCAGAAGAACUAAGGCUAAGAUUCUUGGGACAGAAGUUAUGCCUGGGAAGACUCCUAGAUCCGCCCCACCUUAUCCACCACUACUCCUGAAAAGUGGGCGUAGGCCUCCUGGGAACUAAGAACAAGGUACCUCUAAAACCCUUGAGCUCCACAGCCUUUGGCAGGAAGGAACCUGGAAACAUUUCCCAGGAGAAAAAGGAAUAGCAGUUGGAGUGUUUCCAGUCACCCCAGGACAGAGGUUAUGAAGAGCUGUGGAAGCCAAACUGUUCAUGCAGUUUGUAGGUCAGUUAUCCCAAGCUUUAGAGAACCUCACUUUGCGCAGCCCAAACCUAGACUCUUCUCAGGGUUGAGAGUACGUACUUCUGAUCAAGGAUGUAACUGUGCUGAGGUGGAGACAACUGCCCCAUUUCCUGGACCUGCCCCCCUUGGUCCUUCUUGGCACUGUACCAGCCUCCCAGCUGCCCCUGGGGACUGGGCUGUUUUUAUUAAGACUGACACAUGGCCCCGUGAGCAAGGAAGGGGCUUGGAACAAGGAGUUCCUCCUGAAAAGUUGCCCCAGGAAUGACAAGGGGACAUGCUAUAAAUAAGAGGGGCAGGUGGCAGGCGGGUGCUGAGCUGGGCCAUGUGGGGGUAAACAACCGCCUCUGUCCUCAAGGAGUCCCCCAAGUUCAGAGCAUCAGCUCAGCGCCUGUCACAGGCUUCAGGCUGUGUGAAUACACAUUGCAGCUGCCCCUGCAAGCUUCAGCCCAUCUAGACAGAGGUACCCUCUGACGUGUCCAUGUCCUCAUGGAUGAUUAGCUGCCUUGACCAGCCCUCCCACACUCCCCACUCUGUGCCUUGGCUUGAGCUUGUUUUUCUCCCUGGCAUGCCCUUCCCAGCCAUGUCCGUGUGCAGAUCUGCCCUUUACUCAAGGUUUAGCUCAGACACUGCCAUCUCCUCAUGACUCUCCCCGUGCUCCAGGUGAUAGUGUUGUCCGCUACCCCGAGCCUUGGUCGCCCUCCUGCUCCCUUUCAGGUCACUGAGCACUUUCUGCCUUGCUUUGGAACUCUGGGUCCAUACGCUGUCCUGCCCAUUUACCUGUGAACUCUGAAGGUAGCGCCACCUCUGUGUGUCCUAUGCCCCAACCCAGAGGCAGAGCUGAGUUAGUGGCCUAAGUGGUGAGAAGGCCAGCUCCCAAAGGGCUUCUGUAGAUUGUACUGUGAAUGUGACAAGCUUUGGGAGGCAGGUGGGCCCGGACCCCACUGGGGAGGGGGACUAUAUGCAGGGCCAGCUCUGCCUUCAUCCCUUUCCCACUUGGCCUUUACUGCAGGGCCCACGCCAGCCCUUGGGGUCACUGCCCUGCACUGGGCCAGACCCCAUGCUGGUUCUGUGGAGCCCUAGGUGCUGCUGUUGGGUGGGUGGGAACAGGGCACUCUGACUUCUCCCUGAGCACUCUGGGAAAAGGAAGACUGGCCUUUCCCACCUGCAUCAUUGUCCACUGCACUGUUUGGUGGCCCCAAUGUGAGUCGCUGUAUAAAGUGCUGCCUUUGUUUUGUAAGAAAUGACUCUUCUGUGAACCAAGUACUUACAGAAAUCUCAAUAACCAAAUUAAAGUUCUAUAUUUUAAAGGA